AUGAGCCGCGCCGACAAGCGGCUGCACCGGGACCACGUCGUGGGCACGUCGAAAGACGCCGCGGUGCGCCUCUACGCCUUUGCCAACACGCGGCCGGGGUACCAGGUGGUGUUUGCCCCCGAGCAGCCCGUCAUUGUGCUCAAGACGCGGAAGGGGGCCGAGCAGCAGCACCCAUGCAGCCAGUGGGCCCCGCUCGCCGCGCACCUGUUUUCGCAGCGGCCCAACACUACACAUGCCAUGUACGUCGCCGACACCACCGCGCUGCCGGAGGCGAUGGAGCAGGGGGAGCGAGUCACGCCUACGGUCGGCCCCGUCGUCAAGCGCCUCUCGAAUGUGCUGGCAAAACUCAACGCACAUGAGGCGACGAUGGUCGCCGCGGGCGUGUCCGCCCCGCUUGCCUUCAAGUACGUCAUCAUGGGGGAGAAGAUGCUUGGGCACGCAGAUCGCCUCGUGCGUCGCCUCAUUCUUCUUUGUCCCGAGUCUGUCCGGCCAUUUCGGCAGCUUGCGAAGGAUGCAAGCAAGCGAGCCCCUGCGGGGGAGUACCCAAAGCCGCAGUUGGUGGUGUUGACGUCGAAUGCGGCCCAAGCAAAGGAAUGGCAGGAGUGGCUCCAGGGUUCCGCGACGGACGCGAGCGGUGAGGUUUUAUCCCUGCUUGACUCGUGGUCCAUUUCAACAAACCUUAAGCCCUCACUUUUUGAGGCUGUGGCUAGAGAGGCGGGCAGCAGCGCGGACGGCACGACAGUGAACUUGGAGACACAUUUCAGCGCACCACGUGUGUUUCGCAUUGACUUUGUGUUGAGCAAGGAGACGAAGAAGACAGAGCAGCGGGUCACUCUCAGCCCGCUGACCACCACCGGAUGCGACAACGACGACGGCGCAGCAGCCGGUUCCGAGUUGGAUGAGGAGGAGGAGGAGGAGGAGGAAGGCGGGGCCGCAAGCGAGGGGAGCGAGGGACCCUGCUCGGCGGGGUGCCACUGCCCCACUGAAGCCAGCACCGUGUUUGGGAUCACGGCGCUGCAGCACUGCAGACACCCGACGCGGGUGAUGUUGGAGGGUCGCGUCAUGGACGCCGCCGCAGGUAUUUUGGGCACCACGCAGGGUCGAGUGGUGGUGCAUCGCCUUGCGGAGGCUGCGCGAUUGGGUGCCGCCGGGUUGAAGGGAUUGGAGUUAAAAAAGGGCUUGGCAGUUCGCGUGGAGACAAGCCUGGAGCGUGAUGAAGCCGGGAGGACGACGCUGAAGGCACUUGGGCUGACACCACUCACGAGAAUGCAAGAAAAACGAUCCAUGACAGUUUGCGCGAUGGCGGAGGUGCCAAGCUACAACGUUUCCACUACCGCCCACGCCUAUGGGGCGCUUCUUGUGCGAGGGCGCAAGUGCGUCCUUGUACGUAGUCUUUCCGGGGAGUUUGGCGGCAUGCGGCUGCCAUUUCUCCUACACGACGACGCGGAGGAAUCGGCCAUGGACUGCGCUGUGCGGGCGCUAUGCGAGCAGUGUGACAUCAGCCCUGACAACUUUUACAUCCCGAGCUGCAUCCCACCCGUGUGCUACUACGACCGCAGCGGUGAUGAUGGGUCUAGCGUCGUCUGCGUGACCGUGUACGUUGCGUUGGCUCUUACUGCGCCGUCUGGCGCUGCCAGGGACGCCGUGGAGGACGAGGAGUCUCCGGACGAGCCGUACGACUGGUUCGGGUACGCCAAGGCAACCCGCCUGCUGCGGACCGAGCCCGAGCGGGGGGCACUUGAGGAUCUGCAACGCUGCCUGCGCCGGGCGCACGACGCUGGCGUGUACGCGCCGCUGAAAGGAUUUGGCGUCUUUGGCGACGACGUGGCGGUUGCGACGCGCCAUUCCAGCGCGCCGCCGUCCGGGUCGUUGGCGGGGCUGGAGCUGAUGCUCGUUUGUGCGCCUGGCGAUACCGAGGGACGCGCCACGCAGCUUGCGAAGCAACUCAUGACGGAGUUUGUUCUGAGCGUCACGCCGUCAACGCCGCGCGAGGAGGUUGAGCAGGCCGCCCUCGCCGCUCUGCGUGCGGGGGCGCACGUUCUCGUUCUCUGCCUCUCUUCCGACGUCGACGUCAAUGUCUUCUCCGAGGAGGAGCUGACACACUGGUCAGCGCGCGGUGCACGACCGCGAGUUCUGACACUGCUGCUUCCAGGCGUGAGCGAGGCAAUCGUGGGGCAACGCGACGCGGCCGCCGCGGCGGCAUUUGUGUACGGUGCGAUGUUGUCGGACGUGCUGUUGACGCUCGACACGGACAUGGAGGAAUUUUCCCCCCCAACCUGGGGAAUGCUGCGCCUGGCAAGCCAGUUGAACACUGACCUUGCGCUUUACUGUGGCUUGACGGCUCGCCGACCGAUCAGUUUCCCGCCGCGGGCGACGAUGACGGCGGCAAAUGUUUCGACCUCGUCAGAGGCGUCACUUCGUGAGAUUACUCUUCGUCGCGUGGGGCGGCCUCUCAUAGCGGCGCGUCUUGCACCGCUGCUGGAGGCGGGUGCACUGCGGGGCUGCUGCCGACAGGCCACAAUUCUGUGGGCGCAGGGCGAGGUCUGGUUGGCGAGUCGUCCCCACGCAAGGGGCGCCUUGACGCUUGACGCCCGCUCCUGCUGCUUUGCGCUGGACGAAGGCGAGCCCUGGCAGGCGCACGAGGCGGCGGCGGCGCGCGAGAAUGUGAUUCUUCUGCACGUGUGGGCAACGCCUGCGGCGCUGCGGGAGUUGGAGGGGGCGCUGGGGGAGAUGCUGGACGGCAUGCUCGGCCGCGCCACGCCGCCCGCGUCGGAGGCCGCCGGCGAGGACGGUCUCCCCCCAUGGGACUGA
This is a messenger RNA of Trypanosoma conorhini, 2811 nucleotides long. RefSeq lists its product as uncharacterized. Bases 1 to 2811 code for a protein of 936 amino acids. The transcript has a single exon. The record is from RefSeq and is a predicted model, not a curated record. Lineage: Eukaryota; Euglenozoa; Kinetoplastea; Trypanosomatida; Trypanosomatidae.